Paraglomus occultum is the source of this 642-nucleotide messenger RNA. The record is from the annotation of a GenBank genome assembly. NCBI's taxonomy places the organism in Eukaryota, Fungi, Glomeromycota, Glomeromycetes, Paraglomerales, Paraglomeraceae.
AUGGGCGUCUUUGACAUGUCGCCUGCGACAGAGCUCAACGCUGAUGUCAUUAAUCUUAUCUUUGAGUAUAAAGACGAUAUACUGAGAAACAAAACAAUAAGAAAUAAAUGUAGAGCUCUCAUAACUACGUACAUCAAAUGUUUGCCUUUAGAUAGACAGCUCUUCUAUCAUAAAGUUGAUGUCAUUGAAAAGCCAAGCUAUCCGAGGCAUCAACACGAACAAUACCUUAGAUCAUUAACGAUCAUUCACUUUAUAGGGGCGUUGAAUGCAACUAACUAUCAUCAAAUUGCCGAUUCGCAUGGUGUCUUUUAUCACGACCUUAUAACAUUACUGGUAACCGGCAAGAAACAGCUGCAAAUGCUUCACAUAGAAGACACGGAUUUUCAUAUUUUCAAGGAGUUUCUUUCGCCUUCGCUAAAAUCGUUGCGUUUGGAUAUGAAAUAUUACAUUAAUGAAGAUAUUAGUCAUUUAAUUAAUAACCUAUCCAACAUUGAAAGUUUGUUUAUUUUAUUUGCCAAACCAGAAAUUGAUUACGACCUAUUGGAGAAUAUGGGAAGAAUAAAGGAAUCGCUGGUAAGGCUGGAUAUCGAAGGCGAUCUCGGAAAGAUUGAUUUUAAAUUUCUCCAUAUUGAAAGAAUAUAA